Molecule: messenger RNA, 363 nt
Organism: Loa loa (African eye worm)
Lineage: Eukaryota; Metazoa; Nematoda; Chromadorea; Rhabditida; Onchocercidae
Exons: 3
Coding region: 1-363 (120 amino acids)
Source: RefSeq, a predicted model, not a curated record
AUGUGCGAUAAUGGUGAUCUCCAACAAGAACCCAAACGGAAAACUAGACAGGAUCAUUCUUUUGAGCUGUUGAAAAUCCAUAAUUAUUACGACAAAGCAAUUGCAUGGAAUGGUUUGGAAUUGAAUGAUAAGGAAUUUUUGUCCUCUUUCUGGUGCAUGUUACAUGAUUCUGAUGCUGAUCCAAUUUGUUUCACGGAGGAAAGGAGAGCCGAACAAAGCGGCGGAACUGAAAAGACCAGAACAGGUCGCAGCGCUAAAUGCAAAACGGAAGGUCUAAGUUCAUGCUUCUCACAACAUUACUUCAACUAUCAGAAAAUGUUGCACGGAUUUCCGCAAACCACGAAAAUUACAAACUCUUUUUGA